AUGCCUAAAGGCAAUAUUGUAACUGUAUCCGGCCAGCUGGGCUCUAAUUCUCAACUCUCAUCUCAAACUUCUGAAAAUUCACAACUAACUCCUGUGCAAAAGUUGCUUUCUAAGGUCGUUGUUUUACCUAUCGCUGACAUUAUCAAACUUCAUGAUAUCACGUUUUGUGCUACUGUGGCUGAAGCAGAAGUUUUGGUUGCGUUUCCUUUUGGUUGGUAUUACCGUUCCUGCUAUCUCUGUCCCUGCAUUGCACAUGGUGACAUUCCUCCCUUUGAGUGUGAGUCUGGUCAUUCGACCGAGGAAAAUUUCUUUAGGUAUAAAAUUGAGAUUGAGGUUGCUUAUGCAGGAAAGAGUUGUAACUUUGUAUUUUGGAACAGAGAAUGUGAACUGCUUUUGGGUGUAUCUGCUUCUCAGCUGCGUUAUACUAUGAUCCAAGAUGGAAUUCAUGAUGCGUUAGAAUUUCCAUUGGCGCUUGAUCAGAUGUUGAAUUUGGAGAUGGCCUUUAAGGUCAAGUGCGCGUUGGAAGAAUUAUUCGGUUGUUAUGCUGCUAAAAAUGACCCUUUCAUUAAAGAGCUUAAAGGUCCAUGGGAAGCAAUUGAGGUUAAAGAAAGCGUUGAUGAAGCCAAAACGGAUGCUCCCGGUGAAUCUGAUAUCGUAGCAGUAAACUUCAUUGUUCUUUCCUGCAUUGAAGACUCUGAGAAUUUAUCAAAUCUCAUUGUUGAAGACUCUCUGGAUUUGAACAAAGUUCCUGAAGUAGUUCUAACUCCAACAAAUGAAAGUGCAGAAAAUCUCACUCUAAAGAAUGAAAGUGAAGAUGCUCUAACUCCAACAAAUGAAAGUGCAGAAAAUCUCACUCCAAAGAAUGAAAGUGAAGAUGCUCUAACUCCAACAAAUGAAAGCACCAUUGUUGAAUUACUAGAUAUGAGUGAUUUUGAUCUGAACAAAUUACCGGCAUUGGACUUCGGUGUCAAGCAAGAAGAGGUUAAAGACAUGAUAAAAAUUUAUUUAGAUUAUUUGAACUAG
Messenger RNA from Vicia faba (fava bean), 1023 nucleotides. NCBI's taxonomy places the organism in Eukaryota, Viridiplantae, Streptophyta, Magnoliopsida, Fabales, Fabaceae. The record is from the annotation of a GenBank genome assembly.